CCGGUAGGAGCGAGCAUGUCUUUUCGAGGCAGAGGUCGUGGAGGCUUUCAUAGAGGUGGUGGAGGUGGCGGCUUUAAUCGCGGCGGCAGCAGCAACAACAAUCACUUCCGAGGUGGAGGCGGCGGUAAUUUCCGAGGCGGCGGCGUAUUAGGAGAGUUCCUGCAUCCCUGUGAAGAUGACAUAGUUUGUAAAUGUACCACAGAUGAAAAUAAGGUGCCUUAUUUCAAUGCUCCAGUUUAUUUAGAAAACAAAGAACAAAUUGGAAAAGUGGAUGAAAUAUUUGGACAACUUAGAGAUUUUUAUUUUUCAGUUAAAUUGUCAGAAAACAUGAAGGCAUCUUCCUUUAAAAAACUGCAGAAGUUUUAUAUAGACCCAUACAAGCUGCUGCCACUGCAGAGGUUUUUACCUCGACCUCCAGGUGAGAAGGGACCUCCAAGAGGCGGUGGCAGGGGCGGUCGAGGAGGAGGCAGAGGAGGAGUUGGCAGAGGUGGUAGAGGCGGUGGUUUUAGAGGUGCAAGAGGAGAAGGAGGUAGAGGUGGGGGCUUCAGAGGAGGGAGAGGAGGCGGCGGUGGUUUCAGAGGGAGAGGACAUUAAGUGUAACAGUUGACAGAAACUUCUCCAGCUGAUUUCUGCGUUAACCUGCGUGAUCUACUUCUAUGGAUCAGAAACUUGUUUCUUGAGCAAGUCUUGAAGAACUAUGGCAGUGGCACUUACAUGUCAACAUCAUACAGACAGUGCAACAGAAUAGGCAGUUUUGCUCUAAAAGUGUAUUAACAAGUGUUCUCAUGUUUUAUAUAAUUCUUGAAACUGUGAUUGCUUAAUAAAUGGACAGUUUUCAUUUGCAGCAUAUAUGAAUUUUUAAAAUAAAGUGUUUUAUUCCUUUAAAAAAAAAAAA
Rhinolophus ferrumequinum (greater horseshoe bat) is the source of this 895-nucleotide messenger RNA. Its product is annotated as H/ACA ribonucleoprotein complex subunit 1-like. Bases 16 to 594 code for a protein of 192 amino acids. The record is from RefSeq and is a predicted model, not a curated record. Gene Ontology annotation, cellular component: box H/ACA snoRNP complex. Lineage: Eukaryota; Metazoa; Chordata; Mammalia; Chiroptera; Rhinolophidae. Gene Ontology annotation, molecular function: box H/ACA snoRNA binding. Gene Ontology annotation, biological process: snoRNA guided rRNA pseudouridine synthesis; ribosome biogenesis. The transcript has a single exon.